AUGGUGUUGACAUCACGACCGCCGUCGCUAUUACGGCAUCUCCGAACCAAACGACUGCCGAAUCAAUCAAAUCAAUCAUCCCUCCGCCUCUUUACGCAAAAGCAUCCGCUCCUUCUCAUAACCCGCACAUCGUCACCACGCCCGCAACUUCCCUAUCUGUCGCAACCUUCCCGAAACGUACUUGCCUCGCGCCAAACCGCCCGUUUUCUCACGACCGAGAAUAAGAAUUACGUCAAAGAGCAGGUCUGGCUGGCUGCCAAAUGGUCCGCCGUAGGAUGGUCGUUCUUCCUUCUCGGUGUCGUCGCUCUCUACGGCAUCAACCAGGAAGUGCUAGAACGCAAGACUCCUUCGCCUGAAGAAUGGUCUUUCUUUUCGCGCAACCAUUUCCGAUGCGCCAAUGCUGCUGUCAAACCCGAUCAUGAAUACACCGAUUGGGCUCAAGUCGCGACAGAGUUCAGAAGAUGUCUGGAAAGAUUGGAAGAUGAAGCCAUUGAUGGAAAAGGCACAACCCCCCUCGUCCCUGGUAUGGAACACAUCCGCGGAAUCAAUCCCUCUGCCUUUGACGUGCAGGAUAAGAGUGCAGCGUGGAAAGAGGGUUAUUUCCAGGUCGUCAUGAAUUGCGCCAGGGCAUCUGAACAUAUCGACAACAUGGUUCUGGAUACCUCUCGCGGCAUCGUCUUUCCAAAAGAUGUCGUUAUUGGUCCUUCCAACCCUUCCCCUCGACCCUGUCCUCCUGGCGCCGAGUCUGCCCCUCGCGAAGAAGAUUGCGAACAAGCAUACGCGCCGCCAGAAACCUUCUACCUCAAGGUCCUCACCGGUGUCGGCUUUUCUACUCGUCACAGGAUUCAAGCCGCUCUUGCAUACGCCAAUUGGCUGGAGAUCAAGGGCCUAAGCGACUCUGCCGAUGAAACUUACAAAUGGGCUGUCGACAUUGCUGCUUCAGCACUGCCAGCACCCGAGCAAGUCAUUGAUGCCGAAUCCUCCAUCUUGCGCGUCAACGAAGUCACUCCCCCAUCCCCUAAUAUCCUCACAACUGCAACCGCUCUGGCCACUCACCGCGCUCGUUCCGGCAACAUCACUUCCGCCCUCCCCAUCUUCCUCUCUGUCCUUCGCGCCCGCCAUGCCGCGCCCGUAGACAUCGCUCCUCCUUCACGCUCAGAAUACCGCGACUUCACCGUCUCCGAUCCCACAUCCACCGACAUUGGCGCCUUCUUCAACAUCGUCAAAUCUCUCUUCACUCCCCCUACUUACCCUUCUCUUCCUCCCUCGGGCGAUGAGCCUUUCCUCCGCCUUCCCGCCAACAUCCCUGAUUGCACCGAAGCAGAACUUAUGCUGUAUAUCGGUGAAAUCCUCUUCGCCACCGCAAUACCAGGCAGAGAAGAUGAAGGAUUAGGAUGGACGAAAAAUGCUGUUGCUAUUGCCGAGCAAGGUGUUGCUUCCGAUGCUCUUCCUGCCAACAAGAAUAAAUGCAGAGCUUGUCUGGAAACUGGAAUUGCCAAUUGGGGUGCUAUGGUAACCAAACUCCUUCGCGAAGAGACAACCAAGGGCACAACUACUUCUUCGUCUUCAUUAUGGGGAAGUUGGUUCGGCGGCAGUGACAAGCAGCAAAAUAAGAUGAGUUGGGAAGAUGAGCUGAGAGCUGUCGAGGAGGUCCGCAUGAAUCUGGUGGCCCAAGGGAUUAACAAUAAGCUUGCUGCUGCUCCCCAGCGCACAGGCACUUUCAUCGGAUGA
This is a messenger RNA of Aureobasidium pullulans EXF-150, 1731 nucleotides long. RefSeq lists its product as uncharacterized. Bases 1 to 1731 code for a protein of 576 amino acids. The record is from RefSeq and is a predicted model, not a curated record. The transcript has a single exon. NCBI's taxonomy places the organism in Eukaryota, Fungi, Ascomycota, Dothideomycetes, Dothideales, Saccotheciaceae.